Aphanomyces invadans is the source of this 1043-nucleotide messenger RNA. RefSeq lists its product as hypothetical. The transcript has a single exon. The coding region runs from base 39 to 965 and encodes 308 amino acids. Gene Ontology annotation, biological process: fumarate transport; succinate transport. The record is from RefSeq and is a predicted model, not a curated record. Lineage: Eukaryota; Oomycota; Saprolegniomycetes; Saprolegniales; Verrucalvaceae.
GUCGACAGCGCUGUCAUUCACAAAUUUCACGCGUCGCCAUGUCUGCCACGGUAGAAGCUGCCGUCCCCAAAUCACUCUCGACGUCGUCUGCGCCCAAGACGGAAGAGCGCAAAGUGUCCAAGACGUUGAAGACGUUCGGCGGCAUGGCCGGUGGGUUUGUUGAAGCGUGCACGCUCCAGCCUUUGGACACUGUCAAGACCCGCCUCCAAUUGUCUGGCGGCAAAGACGGGGCGAUUACCGUGGCCCGCAAAAUUGUCGCGGAAGAAGGCGCGGCCGCCCUGUACAAGGGGUUGACUCCUUUCGUGUUGCACUUGGUGAUCAAGUACUCGUUGCGAUUCUCGACGAACGAAUUCUAUCGUGGGUUGCUGUCUGACAAGGAUGGCAAGGUCACUCCGUUCCGUGGCUUCUUGGCCGGUGCUGGUGCCGGCAUCACGGAAGCUAUUUUCAUCGUGACUCCGUUCGAAGUGGUCAAGACCCGCCUCCAGCAACAAAAGGGAUCGACCAACUUGAAGUACCAUGGCCCCGUCCACGCUGCGCAGACGAUUUUCCGCGAAGAAGGCGCGGCCGCUCUGUGGAAGGGUUGCGUGCCGACCAUGACCCGUCAAGGGUUGAACCAGUGUUUCCUCUUUGGGUCGUACGACUUGCUCAAGAGCGCCCUAUGGGGCUUGAGCCGCGACGACAAGAUUUCAUCGCACCAGGCAUUGGUGACCGGUAUGGUCGCUGGUAUGUUGGGUCCUGUCUUCAACACCCCCGUGGAUGUCGCCAAGACGCGCUUGAUGGCGCAAGCAAACAAGGUUGGUGAAGCCGGCAAGUACACAGGCAUGGUCCAGUGCAUCCAGACCGUGGCAAAGGAGGAAGGCGUCGGUGCUUUGUACCGUGGAUUGAUUCCUCGCAUGGCCCGCGUCGCGCCAGGCCAAGGGAUCACGUUCGCCGUCAUGGAAACGGUGUGCAAGAUCUUUGCCUAAACACCGAGGAGGCGUCGUCAACGAUGUGACCAGUGUAAAGUAUUGCAUUAUUAAUUCAAAGUUCCGCUUGCUACCCCG